Plutella xylostella (diamondback moth) is the source of this 699-nucleotide messenger RNA. Lineage: Eukaryota; Metazoa; Arthropoda; Insecta; Lepidoptera; Plutellidae. The record is from RefSeq and is a predicted model, not a curated record.
AUGACGGGUGUCCGACGCAACCGAGCACUGCUCAACAGCGUCCAACGUAAGAUGGCCAUCCGCGUUGUUCGCGGAUAUCGCACGAUAUCGUACGAUGCGGCGACUUUGUUGGGUCGCUUUCCGCCACUCGACAUCUUGGCGGAAAUGGACGCUCGAGUGUACCAGCGACUACACAAUGUGGAAGUUGCCGAUGCGGAGCCGGCAUCAGCCGUCCGGCGAUACGAGCACCAGGUCGCUCUGGAGCAUUGGCGGGAGCGGUUGGAGGAGCCGAGAAGUUGUCGGCAGCGAGCUGUCGCAGCCGUACUUCCGUGCUUCGACGCAUGGAUGCAACGACCGGGCAACCUCACGUAUCGUCUGACGCAGGUACUGACCGGGCACGGUUGCUUCGGUGAGUACCUGCACCGGAUAGGGCGUGAGGUUGCACCGUCGUGUCACCACUGUGAAGGCAGCCUGGACUCCGCGCAGCACACACUUGCAGUGUGCCCAGCGUGGGAGUCCGAAAGGCAGAUCCUGGCUAACAGGAUCGGGCCGGAUCUGUCACUGCCCUCAGUGGUGGCAGCCAUGACUCGAGGCAAGGAGUGUUGGAAGGCCGUGGUCUCGUACUGUGAGACCGUCAUGGUCCAGAAAGAGGCCGCAGAGCGAGAUCGGGAGAGGGCCGAUCCAGCUCGGAGGCGACGGCGAAGGGCUCAGGCCAGGUGA